AUGUUACAAUCCAACGGGAGCACAGUGAUCACUGUGGUGCUGCAACCACGCCAUGUUAUGUUUCAGACCAAAACACUCGAGUUGCGAGAUAACAUGCGUAUACGAAUCGGUCGACAGACAUCAUCCAAAACGACACCAGGGCCAUUGAACGGGUAUUUUGAUUCCAAGGUGCUGUCAAGGACACACGCUGAAAUAUGGUCUGAAGAGGGCAAGGUAUACAUCAAGGACGUCAAGUCAAGUAACGGCACCUUUUUAAACGGCCAACGGCUAUCAAACGAGAAUGAAGAGAGCCCAGCCAUGGAGUUAAAGCCGGCCGACCAGGUUGAAUUCGGUAUAGAUAUCUCACAAGAUGAUGGGUCAAUCCUCUAUCACAAGGUCUCGUGUCAAGUCCAUAUUAUUCCCACAUCGCUUUCCCAGGUGGAUAGCAAUAUGCUCAAGGAUCUCACUGUUGGUUUUGCAAAUGGUAACAGCAAUCAUAAGCUGCAUAAGAAAUCAUCCACAUCUUCUUUAUCUUCGACAUCUUCCAACUCCACUUCAUCAACAUCUUCACCCACAGCAUCAAAUGCCAGCGACACAAAGCAACUAUCAUCAUCAGAAAAGUGGUCUGCUCGGAAUUGGGAAUUGUUGUUGGGAAAGCUACAACAAGAGAUUCAGCGCUCCAAAGACGUUGAGCAACAACUAUUAUCAGCAAAGGAAGCAAUUGGAGAUGCCGCACUCAAAGAUGAGAGAUUAACGAAGGCGGAUGCAAGGAAUAUCGAGAUGCAAAGGAAAUUGGAUGAGGCACAUGCACAAUUGACGUCUUACGCUGAGAAAUGUCGGCAUCAAAGUCAAGCAAUAUCAUCAGCAUCUCAAGAACUUAGGCGACUUGAAAGCAUCAUACGCACACUAGAACACAGCAAAGAUAAAACAGCUGGCAACACUUUACAGCAGGGAGAGGAAGACAACAACGACAAACGCAAUUCACAGGAUGUUGAGGAACGCUAUUCACGGCUAAUCAAGGAUUUGACAAUGGAAAAGGAGCGGUGUAAGCAAUACGAGACCAAAUGCAUGAUGUUGGAGAAGCGGAUCAAGCAUCUUGAACAAAGCAGGAAACCCUCCCUUUUUGAUUUCAUGCAGGUAACACACGUUGUGGCAUUGGGGGAUAACGAGACAAUCAUUUAA
Messenger RNA from Lichtheimia ornata, 1161 nucleotides. RefSeq lists its product as uncharacterized. The transcript has 6 exons. Gene Ontology annotation, molecular function: protein binding. The record is from RefSeq and is a predicted model, not a curated record. Bases 1 to 1161 code for a protein of 386 amino acids. NCBI's taxonomy places the organism in Eukaryota, Fungi, Mucoromycota, Mucoromycetes, Mucorales, Lichtheimiaceae. Gene Ontology annotation, cellular component: cytoplasm.